AUGGCCUCGGCAACGAACAGUGGUUUCCCAACCAAUUUUAUCUUGACUCCGCAGCAGCAAAGCCUGCUGUUCGCCGCUCUCAACUCGAACAAGCAGCAGCUCGCAAACCAGUCACCCACCACCACAAAAGACACCUCCAUGUCACCUUCCUCUUACCAAACCUCGCCGGCGCAGGGUGCCGCCCAUGGCUUCCAGGAGAGCCCUUACCUUGACAACUACGAUUACGACUUCGGCGACUCCAGCUUCGACUUCGAUGUCAGCACCGUCGGCCAAGGUAAGAUGAUCGGCGACAUCCCCGGAGGUGCCCAGUCGGCCCAGUCAACCAAGUCGGACUCGACUGAGAACGAUGGUACCGACAAGAGAGCCCAUCCCGACGAUGAGGAAGACGAAGACUUGCCUGGAAAUGAUGCAAAGAGGCGCGAGGGUAACGAAAAGGUUCCGAAGAAGCCUGGACGUAAGCCGCUUACCUCCGAGCCAAGCUCAAAACGCAAGGCCCAGAACCGCGCUGCCCAGCGGGCAUUUCGCGAGCGCAAAGAGAAGCACCUGAAGGAUCUCGAGACCAAGGUGGAAGAACUAGAGAAAGCGUCAAAAGACGCUAAUAGCGAGAACAGCCAGCUCCGUGCCCAAAUCGAACGGAUGACUGCGGAGCUCAACGAGUACAAGACCAAGAUGGCAGCCAUGAGCACCCGGUCCGUACCCCAUACCAAGUCGCCCAUGGGAUUCGGAGCAUCCGCCAUCGGCAACCUGAGCGAUGUCAACUUCCAGUUUGAGUUUCCUAAAUUUGGCGUCCUGCCAGGGUCCCAGAUGCUCAACAAGUCUGCCCAGAGUGCGAGGUCGUCCUCGUCGCCCAACGUCAACGAGAGCAACCCUGUCAGCCCUCUGGACAAAAACAACAGCCCUGGCGUCUUUGCUGGGCUUGACUUUGGCACCAAGGACGACUUGACCAACUUCACUUCCCUUUUCAGCCCAUCCCUCGCCACUGGCUCUACAGGCACUGGUACAUCGCGCACCAGUGUGGACUCUGGCUCGUAUGGUAUUAACAACGGUACAUCGACCAGCUCACCGUCAGCGUCGUCGCAGUCCAACGGGGGAGGUCCAAGUUCAUCUUGCGGUACCUCUCCUGAGCCGUCCACCCAGUCGCCCAUGGGUUUCAAGCCCGUCGACACCAUGACGACCAUUGGCGAAGAGUCUGCCAACCAGCAAUCUUUGUUCGCAGGCAUCGACACUGGUAACUUUGAUUGGCUUGCGCAGCAGAACGGCGGACAAUUCGAUCCCCAGCUCUUUGGUGACUAUCGCGAACCGCAAGACAACGUCCUUGCGGGCACCACCUUCGACGACAGCUUCUUCAACGAUGCCAUCGACGCCGACUUCAUUACGCCGUAUAACAUGGCCCUCAGCCCUGUUGUGCCCAAGAAGAACCUCAUCGACCAAAUCGAUGCUGCCAAGAAUGCAGACGAUGAUUUGAUUAAGGAGGCCGUCAAGGCCGAGAAUUACAACUGCAACAAGAUUUGGGAGAAGCUUCAGAGUUGUCCUAGUGUGCAGGCCGGCGAAUUCGAUCUUGAUGGCUUAUGCUCCGAGCUCCAGAAGAAAGCAAAGUGCUCCGGCCAAGGUCCGGUUGUUUCUGAGACGGACUUCCAAACCGUUGUCAACAAGUGGAUGGGCAAGGAUGCGGCAGCCUGCUUUAACGGCCAAGAAAAGAACAAGCCGAGAACCUAA
This is a messenger RNA of Colletotrichum navitas, 1716 nucleotides long. RefSeq names its product transcription factor PAP1. The transcript is spliced from 3 exons. Gene Ontology annotation, molecular function: DNA-binding transcription activator activity, RNA polymerase II-specific; transcription cis-regulatory region binding. Gene Ontology annotation, biological process: regulation of DNA-templated transcription. Gene Ontology annotation, cellular component: RNA polymerase II transcription regulator complex. Lineage: Eukaryota; Fungi; Ascomycota; Sordariomycetes; Glomerellales; Glomerellaceae. The coding region runs from base 1 to 1716 and encodes 571 amino acids. The record is from RefSeq and is a predicted model, not a curated record.